This is a messenger RNA of Olea europaea var. sylvestris, 3040 nucleotides long. RefSeq names its product S-type anion channel SLAH3-like. Gene Ontology annotation, biological process: intracellular monoatomic ion homeostasis; transmembrane transport. Gene Ontology annotation, cellular component: membrane. Lineage: Eukaryota; Viridiplantae; Streptophyta; Magnoliopsida; Lamiales; Oleaceae. Bases 874 to 2772 code for a protein of 632 amino acids. Gene Ontology annotation, molecular function: voltage-gated monoatomic anion channel activity. The transcript is spliced from 7 exons. The record is from RefSeq and is a predicted model, not a curated record.
CGUCUUCAAAACGGAAAAUUUCCAUUUCUCUCCCUCUCUAUAUAAACAUGUCUACAUGACUGUGUGUGAGUAGGGCAGUACGAAUUUGACUUGAUGAUGUGUUUGUUUAAGCUGAUAUUAUACUAAUAUUUAAACAGAGCCUCCAUCAACGGUGGGAAGAUUCCUUGAUGCUUUCCAAUUUAUGCCUGAUAAAAUUUUAAUUUGAAUUCUCUACCGGUAGGAUUUUUAUUGAUUGUACCUAUAGUUUUCAAUUUGGUUAGGAUUGAUUCUUCAUUUACUUUAUUGAAUUUGUCUUUGUGUUAUAAUGUAUCUUUAUAUUUUCUGGGAAUUGAAUUUUGUCACAUGUUAUAUUAUAUUGGUUAAUCCUUUGACAUUGGUGGAUUAUUUAUUACUUGACCAUUUUCUUGGCUAAUUGUUUGGAAAAUUGUAGAAUGUUUGAUGUUUAUCUAUUCUUUGACAGCAAAAAGAAGAAGCUGAUUAAAAAACUCAACGAUAUGAUUAAUCACUUAUUUUGCUCCCUGUAUCCAUUGUACGUUUUGUGACGUGACGAGGUACUUCCGAGAACACUGCAUGCGCAGUUCUAUACAAAUGUUGCUUCCUGUAGCUGACAUUUAUGUGUUCUUUAUCUAAAAAACAAGGUUGUAUCCAGAAUUACAACUUUGAUCUCGGUUUUUUAACUGUCCGUGCUAUAACGAGAAGAACAAACUGUUUUCGUGAUCGAGCUAAAUUUGGAUUUGAGUUUGAGCUGAGUGCUUUUGUAGGUUGCUUGCUUGACUGAAACCAUUGGACGUUUGGAUUGCUUUCUGUCAUUAGCAAUUAACAAGAAACGGGAAUUUGAGAAAUUUACUCGUCUAUAGGUAUAACUGCGUUGUUAUGGAGGAUUGCAAACAACAUCAUUUGGCGAAGAACGAUUCCCCUGAAGUGCUUCCAUCAUUGAUCAAAGUUAUUACUGCACAUGAAGUGGCUGGUUUCGAUGCUGUUAAACAGCCUGAUGAUGUAAAUGAUCGAUUCAAAUCAAAUGGCUUUCAUUCUUCUGACUUGUCACCUAAGGGAACUGAAACAGUUUGUGUAGAAGGGCAAAAUGAUCUUUCUAACUCUCAGAGGAUGCAGUUUGUUUCCAUUAGCAUGCCACCUUCUCCGGUUGGAGUUCAUUUACAUAACACAAAAAGGGGUGUCUUCGAAUAUAAUGAUAGAGCAAUUAUCAGCAAUGAUAUUCCCAGAUCUGCAGUUGCAUCCAAAAAUAAUAGACAGACCAAAUUUUAUUCUCAGCCGAUUCCAAAACGUCCAGUAGUUAAUGAGGCCAUUGCUAGUGGAAAAUCUCCCAAGGAUCCAGGCCUUCCACCGAAGAAUCCUAGGAUUGAUGUACACAAGGAUAAAAGAUUCGACUCUUUCAAGACAUGGUCGGGAAAACUUGAGGGGCAAAUAUCAAAUUUGCGUGGAAAGCAUAGGGAAACUGAGGUAGACCUUGAGACUCAGAGACCUGCAGAAGUUGAAAUUUUACCAGCAGACCGUUACUUUGAUGCAUUAGAGGGGCCAGAAUUGGAUACCUUGCGGGCUUCCGAAGAAAUACUUCUUCCGAAAGAUAAGAAAUGGCCGUUCCUUCUACGCUUCCCUAUCUCUUCCUUUGGUAUUUGUCUUGGCAUUAGCAGCCAAGCCAUAAUGUGGAAAACCCUGGCGACUUCUGCUUCUACUAGGUUCCUCCAUGUAAACCCGGACAUAAAUCUGGUCCUGUGGUGCUCAUCUCUCGCUCUAGUGGCAAUUAUCUCUUUUAUUUAUUGUCUGAAAGUGAUUUUUUACUUUGAGGCAGUUCGUCGUGAGUACUACCAUCCAGUUCGUGUUAACUUCUUCUUUGCUCCGUGGAUUGCCCUUUUGUUCUUGGCCCUUGGAGUUCCUCCAUCAGUUUCUCAAAAGCUGCACCAAUCUCUUUGGUACAUUCUUAUGGCCCCUGUUUUUUGCCUCGAGCUUAAGAUCUAUGGACAGUGGAUGUUGGGAGGGCAGCGAAGGCUUUCUAAGGUGGCCAAUCCCUCGAGUCAUCUCUCAAUUGUUGGGAACUUUGUUGGUGCACUGCUUGGUGCAUCCAUGGGGCUAAAAGAAGGUCCUAUGUUUUUAUUUGCUGUUGGAUUGGCUCAUUACGUAGUCUUAUUUGUAACUCUCUACCAAAGACUUCCAACAAAUGUGACACUCCCAAAAGAUCUCCACCCGGUUUUCUUUCUGUUCGUUGCUGCACCUAGUGUUGCCUCUAUGGCAUGGGCAAGGAUUCAAGGGUCCUUCGACUAUGGAGCACGAAUUGCCUACUUCAUUGCCUUGUUCCUUUAUUUCUCUCUGGCUGUCCGCGUUAAUUUCUUCCGAGGCUUCAGGUUCUCAUUGGCAUGGUGGGCUUACACUUUCCCUAUGACUGGAGCUGCCAUUGCCACGAUUAGAUACUCAGUCGUGGUUACCAACAUAGUAACCAAAAGUUUAACCGUCGUCCUCUGUGCAGUGGCUACUCUUACUGUUGCAUCAGUGCUCGUAACAACUAUUAUUCAUGCCUUCGUAUUGGGCGAUCUAUUCCCAAAUGAUAUAGCCAUUGCAAUUAGUGAGUCACGUCCUAAACCAUCCGUGAAAUGGUUCCACAAAAGAAAUGCUAGCUCAGAUAACAAAAAUGGUGAAAAAUUCCUCAAAUGUUCGAAUUCUGAAGGCAAAGAUAUUGUGGCUGCUUCUGUUUUGAAAGAUGUUGAGAACAGUCACUCUCACAAGGUUUUGGAGACAUUAAUUCUUCCAGUCAUUCUCUAAAACUUUCGUCACUCGAUCAAGUGAGGAACUCUAGAUUUUUGAGGUCUCCAAUGAACUUGAUGUGCCAAGAGGAAAAUAUGGUUUGAUCACUAAGGAUAAGUACAUAUUUUUCUUCAAUUGUCAUGAGAAAGGAUUUGAUGAAGGCUUUUCCAAGCUGAAAUGUAAUAGUGUACUAGAAUUGACAUUGUCGAACUUAAUUAUAUAACCGUAUCAAGUGAAACUUGUGACUCUAUUAAAAAAAGAAUAUAAAAAUGUUAUGAUUUUUUUA